Medicago truncatula (barrel medic) is the source of this 1704-nucleotide messenger RNA. RefSeq names its product putative clathrin assembly protein At1g25240. The record is from RefSeq and is a predicted model, not a curated record. Gene Ontology annotation, biological process: clathrin coat assembly; vesicle budding from membrane; clathrin-dependent endocytosis. Gene Ontology annotation, cellular component: clathrin-coated pit; clathrin-coated vesicle. The coding region runs from base 331 to 1536 and encodes 401 amino acids. NCBI's taxonomy places the organism in Eukaryota, Viridiplantae, Streptophyta, Magnoliopsida, Fabales, Fabaceae. Gene Ontology annotation, molecular function: phosphatidylinositol-4,5-bisphosphate binding; SNARE binding; clathrin heavy chain binding. The transcript has a single exon.
CAACACAAUAUUAUUGGAAGAAUCGAACAAGAAAUUAAGACUUUCUGUUGUGUUGUGUUGUUAUUUUCCAAUCUCAAUCAUAUUACACACUGUCCCUAACCAAAACAAUUCAACAAUAUAGAAAAACCGAACCCCUAAAAAAAAAUACAAAAACUGAAAAACAAAAUCACAAAAAACAAAGGAGAAAAAUAAGAAGGUUCAAGUUAUUGAAUCAUUGGUGAAAAAGGGUAGGUGAAAGGUGAAAUUAAUCACCUUGACCCUCCUAACCCUUUUGUUUAUCAAAGUGUUGUUAGGAACAAAAAAAAAAACAAAGAAAAGAAAGAAAUUGAUAUGAGGGUUUUGAAAAAAGCAACAGGAGUUAUCAAAGACAAGAACAGCAUUUGGGUAGCAAAGUUCUCAAGAAAGGGUUCAUGGCGCAAUGCUGAUCUUGAAACCAUUGUAAUCAAAGCAACAAGCCACGAUGAAAACCGUAUCGAUUGUAAGAACGUUCAGAGGGUUUUCAAAUGGUUAAAAGUAUCUCCUCUUUAUUUGAAACCUAUUGUUUGGGCUCUAUCUAUGAGAAUGCAAAAAACUAAGAGUUGGGUUGUGGCCAUUAAAGGUUUAAUGCUCAUUCAUGGCAUUUUCUGCAUUGGUAUCCCUUCGGUACAAAAAAUGGGUAGGUUACCAUUUGAUUUAUCAAACUUCAAUGAUGCGCAUUUGAAUCCUUCAAAAGCUUGGGGUGUUAAUGCUUUUGUACGUUCUUAUUUUGCUUAUUUGGAUCAAAAGUCGGCUUUUGUUUCCUCCGAGCUUAAGAAUUUGGCGAAGAACAAUAACAAGGAUGUGGAAGUUGAAGAGACGUUGAUGGAAGAGCUUGAGAAGUUGCAAAAGUUGCAAAUAAUGAUUGACAUGCUUUUACAAAUCAAACCAAGGCAUAUGAACAACAAUAUGAAUGUUGCUCUUAUUCUGGAAGCAAUGGAUUGCAUCAUUGUUGAGGUUUUUGAUGUUUAUAGUAAGUUUUGUGACAGGAUUGCAGGGGUUUUGUUGAGAAUAUACGAUGUUGGUGGAAAAAUGGAAGCUUGUGUUGGGUUAAAGGUUUUGAAAAAAGCAAUUGUUCAAGGGGAAAAAUUGGCUUAUUAUAUUGAGGUUUGUAGAGAUAUCGGUGUCCUUAACGCUUCUCAAUGUCCUGAGAUUGAAAGAAUCUCUGAAGAAGAUAUUCAAGAUCUUGAGAGGAUAAUUAGUGGUGCUUAUUCAGCUAAGAAAAGCUUGGAGGGUGCUAAUGAUGGUGUUGAAAAUGAGAAUCAAGACAAGUCCAUUGUUGUAAGAGAUUGCUUGCAGCUCAAGGAAUCAAAAAAUGGUUUGACAACAGUGAUUACUCACCAAUGGGAGGUAUUUUAUGAUGACAUAUUGGUUGAUGAUGUUAAAGGAAAUAGUGUCAUCAAUGGAGAAAAGGGUAACAUUUUCAUAACAACCAACCCCUUUGAGGAAUCAUAUAGCAUGGUACCUUAUUGUCAUGUUCAAGUUAAUCACCAAGUUCUUCCUGACCUAAUUAGUUUAUAGAAGAAUUAACUUGUUAUCCUCCAACUCAACUUAUGUGUUAGGAAAAUGUAUUGUAUCUGAAAUUUGUGUUAGGAAGAUGUAUUUUUAUGUGAGAUUAUGUUGUUACCCUUGAUGUUGUAUGAUAUUAGAUACUGAAAUUACAGAGAAUUUCUUGCUAUUGAUGUUAGC